AUGGCGGGCGAGACGGAGCUGCUGGAAUGCCCCAUGUGCGCCUUCACUGUCUUGCACACUGAUGAUUAUAUCCUGCAACUUCACUUUGAACAAGUGCAUACCACAGACAGUCCAUUCAAGAUUGACGGUGAUGUCGAGCCGCCCCUACCCACAGCACCGAAGCGCAAGCACGCACAUGCAGACACCCCAGACACGACUUCCUCUGACGACGACGAAGGAGACAUGGUUACCUGCCCUGAGCCCGAGUGCGGCGAGGUUGUUUCUCUUGCAGACUUUAACGACCAUCUCGAUUUCCACGCCGCAGAAUCAUUAUCAUACAACGGGACUACGGGCAAAUAUCAUCCUCACUAUUCAUCCGCUGCAAUGCAGACCUUGGCAGCACACCAGCCGCAUGAAUCGUUUACCAAGAAUACGUUUUCCGAAUACCACUUUACCACAGAUCUACCAGACGCCCUGAAGAAAGCCGACGGCCAUGGAAAAAACCAUGGCCACCGUAAGAGAAGCAAUACCAGCAGCAGUGAGAAGAGUACGCUUUCCCGCAGCAUCUUAACCUUCAACCCUUUCACGAAGGCGGAAAAAUCGAUCAAGCCGCCCAACAAGAGCGCGCGUCUCGGUAAAUCUGAACUCGGACCUCAUGCUUGGGAAGAGCGCAUGCCACACUGGCUAUACGAACAACUCGCUGCCGGCCCCAAGAUCACCACCGUCAACCGUAUUGGCCGUGAUGGCCGCCUUAUCAAGCAAGAGCAGGUCCAGAAUGAGACGCCAGGCAUCAUACCAAUCCUUGCUCAGCUUUCUGCUCUCGAUCGUUCCGUCAGGGAAGCUUACUACUGUCAUCCAUCCACCCUCCAUGUCGGCAAGACGCCUCGAGAGGGUGGCUUCUGCGGCUAUAGGAACAUCCAGAUGCUUCUUUCUUACAUCCAGGGUGCCAAGGCUCAGGGCCACGAAGAGUUCCCGGGACGCACUCCAGGCAUCUUGAAUCUGCAGGAGCUGAUCGAGAGUGCUUGGGACAAGGGCAUCAACACCAUCGGGCGUGUCCAGACGGGCGGUAUCCGAGGUACGAGGAAGUACAUUGGCACUCCUGAAGCCCAAGCCUUCUUCCUCAGCUCCGAGAUCAACUGCGCCGUGGAAAUGUUUAGCGAUAUGAAAGAGCGCAAGAUCGAAGCUCACGAGACACUUCUCGAUGCGGUUGAACGCUACUUCACGCAAGCUGCCGUUAAGGACGGCUCCAACGUGUACAAAACACUACUACCGCCCAUCUAUCUCCAGCAGCCGGGUCAUUCCAUCACUAUUGUUGGGUUCGAACGACACCGCAACGGCUCAUGCAACCUCGUCGUCUUCGAUCCUAUGUACUCGACCAGCCCUGCGAUGCACAAGCUGCUCGGUCGCAAGAACAUUCAGACGGCUCGACCGGAGGUGCUGCAUGCAUAUCGCCGGGGCGCGCGACAGCUUAGAAAGCAUGCUAUGUUUGAGAUCUUGAUGUACGUGGUAAUGCUCGAAAAUGCUGCUCCAUUUGCUAACGAGACUAGGCUCACGGCAACACCUCCUUUGUUUCCUGCUUGGGAUGUCCUUCGUCAGUUUCCUGACUGCCGCUACGUCUACGCCUUCUUCCGCUCUCGCACUCUUGGCUAUGACGUCUACCCUGAAGACUAUUUCCUACCAAACUUCCCAUGGCAGCAGUACGGUGGUCUUUGGAUCUGCGACGAAGCUCGAUUCGCCCGUUCAGAAACCAUGAACCCUAUCGAUGCGCAGGCGCUACGCCGAAUCACCAGUGAAGGUUCCUCGCCACGAACAAGCUCAAGCAAUAGUCCACUUUCGCCAUUCACGGAUGGUGGCUUCCAUGGUCACGGCAUCAACGCGAAGAUGCUUCACGAGCCACGAAUCCCUUCCCUGGACGGUACAACAAGCAUCUACCCCAGCGGUCCCAUCUUCAACAUGGGCAGCAUCGACACAAUCUCUCGCCCCGACCCUCUACGAUCCCAACUCGCUCUCCUUACAGACAUUGGUCGAAAGUACCCUGGCUUCCCCACCCCACUCUCCCCAACACCCUCCGCAAGGGAACUCUUUCCCUCACCUGACACCCCGCGUAGCGUCGCGGUCCGAAGCAUCAGCCCCAUGUCCAUGGACGGAAGCUCCAUGUGCGGUCCCUCGCGCCGCUGCCAAUCCCACGGCUACGAACACUACGCCUCCAUGGGCUUGAUCGACAAGAUCCUUCUCUCUCCCUCUACCCGUUCGCCAUCGCGUAUGCCCUCGCCACGCACAAAUAUGGCGCGCUUGCAUUCUCCCCCAGCAAUCGAAAUCGCAAACGGGACGGAAACGAGUCUUACGUCGCCCUUGACGUCCACAGGCACGAUUUUGUCCUACACGUCCCAUCGCCCAAUUACUAGUGGCCUACUCGCGCUCAAACCUCUCGAUGAGGCGCAGACGGCUGAAUACAGGUUCUGGACGAGCUGUGGACGCCGCGCGUGUGCUUUUGGAUGUGGGAGUGGAAAUGAGGGCGAGAGACAGGCAGGACGGCGCUUGUUUCGCGAGGCGGAUGAGGUCGAUGGUGGGGUGUGUUUGAGGGGUGAUGAAGAAGACGAUGCCGAUGUGGCGGAAGAGAAAGAGGAGAGGAAGAGCAAAUGGGCUGGACGGAGGUAUGUCGGUGGCGGGGGGAAUGGGUGGGAAGGAUUUCUGAAAGGCUGUGAGAGAGAAGGAGUUGCGCAGUUUUGA
Messenger RNA from Parastagonospora nodorum SN15, 2709 nucleotides. RefSeq lists its product as hypothetical. The record is from RefSeq and is a predicted model, not a curated record. Bases 1 to 2709 code for a protein of 902 amino acids. NCBI's taxonomy places the organism in Eukaryota, Fungi, Ascomycota, Dothideomycetes, Pleosporales, Phaeosphaeriaceae. The transcript is spliced from 4 exons.